This is a messenger RNA of Lachancea mirantina, 1527 nucleotides long. NCBI's taxonomy places the organism in Eukaryota, Fungi, Ascomycota, Saccharomycetes, Saccharomycetales, Saccharomycetaceae. The record is from the annotation of a GenBank genome assembly.
AUGCUACUACUGGCUGGUAUAAUAUUUGUGUUGGCGGUCGCUGUCGUCAGUGUUGUCUUCCCACCCUGGAAUUUUCCCAAGAAUAUUCCAACGGUGCCUUUCUAUGUCACAUUUCUGCCUACAUUUUUCGACUUGGACCAAGAAGAUAUAUUUGCUAGGUAUCUCAAGAAGCCCAUGGAGGAAUAUGGUGCGGUUAAGAUUUAUUUUGGCUCGCGGUGGAAUAUUUUGAUUUCUCGGCCCGAAUAUUUGGCACAAAUUUUUAAAGACGAGGACACCUUUGCAAAGAGUGGGAACCAAAAAAAAAUUCCAUACAGCGUGAUAGCUGCUUAUACUGGUGAAAAUGUGAUCAGCGCUCAUGGUGCAAUUUGGCGCGUCUUUAGGCGAACUUUGACGCCGGGAUUACAAUUUUUCGAUGAUGAACCUAUGAUCAAGAAUGCUGACACUUUUUGCGAAAUCAUUAAAUCCCAAAUUGACACUGCUACAGAAAACGACACUUGUAAGUCCGAUGGAAAUGAUUUGAAGGAGAAGCCAAUUGAGAAGAAUUUUAAAGCGGCAUUGGUGAUGCCAGAAUUGCUACAAAAACUUGCGAUGGCGAACAUUGCUCAGGUUGUUUUAGGUUUCGAUGUGGGAACUUUGAGUGACAAGAAUUCGGUUAUACAUCAAGCACUGAAAAAUGUAAAGAGACAGAUAUUCCGGCCGCUAUUUUUGAAUUUUCCAUUUUUGGACCUAUUGCCCAUCCCAUCACGCACGAAAGCGCGCAAAGAUGUGGAGCAUUUUCGAACACUUUUAGUUGACGAAGUUGAACACAAUAUUGUCACGAAUUAUAGGUUCGAGCAGACAUCGUUUGCCGUGUCGGAUUUGAUACGCACGUACAAUCGAGAGGAAAUCACACGCAAUCAACUUAUCAAUAAUAUUGUCAUUAUGAUGGUUGCAGGCCAUGAAAAUCCACAACUUCUCAUGACGAGUUGUUUGUAUAUGUUGGCCAAAAGUAAAGACGAUUGGCAAGUAAAGAUCAGAAACGAAGUCGAAGCUAAUACGGGCAGUCUCGCUGAGCUUCCAUGUUUGAAUUCGUUCAUUUUCGAGUGUGUCAGACUUUACCCACCGCUCAGUCAAAUUAUCAAUAGGGAAACGUCAAAGACAUGUUUACUUGGGAACAACAUAGUGAUACCAAAGGGAGUUUACGUAGGCUACAACGUCUACGGUACAGGUCGCUACCCAGCAGCAUGGGGUAUCGACGCGAAUCAAUUCAUGCCCCAAAGAUGGGGUGAUAAAAUUGAGAAUAUCAUGAACGAAUGGAGGCACAGAAAAAACACCUGCGCCAUGAGUGCAUUCCACGGUGGUCGUAGAGCUUGUUUGGGAGAAAAGCUAGCACUUAAUGAAGUGCGCAUCACGCUUGCAGCAAUGUUGAAAACGUUCCAAUGGCAAUUUGCACCAGACUGGGUCGAGAAAAUGACCCCCGCUGGACCGUUAUGCCCACUCAAUUUGAAACUAGAAUUCUCGUUGCGCAAAGGACAUGAAAUGGAAUAA